Messenger RNA from Haemonchus placei, 558 nucleotides. The record is from the annotation of a GenBank genome assembly. Lineage: Eukaryota; Metazoa; Nematoda; Chromadorea; Rhabditida; Trichostrongylidae.
AUGGCCGAGGAGUUUACAGAGGAAAAUUUAGAAGAAGAUCCAGAAGUUCACUAUAAGGCACCCGAGAUGAAAACGGAUGAUGAAAGCCUUGCAAAAUACAAAGCGACCUUACUCGGUACAUCACCAACCGAUAUUAUUGUUGACCCUUCAAAUCCGAAAGUUGUUAUUGUCAAGUCGAUCACGUUACUCGUCCCUGGCCGUGAAGAAGUCACAAUGCAACUAGAUAAUGCAGGUGCCCUGGGAGAUGCGACUUUCAGGAUGAAGGAAGGCUGCCAGUACCGACUUCGCUUUGAUUUUUAUGUUCAACGUGAGAUUGUCACCGGUCUAAAAUAUGUGCAUAAAGUGAGCCGUCAUGGAGUGCAAGUUUUGAAGGAAAACUUUAUGGUUGGAUCGUAUGCACCGAAAAAGGAGCUCCAGAGCUAUACCACCCCAGUUGAAGAAGCUCCCUCCGGUAUGCUCCAUCGUGGCAAAUAUAAAGUGAAGUCACAGAUGACUGAUGACGAUGGCCACGACUGGUUGACAUGGUCAUGGACCACGGAGAUCUCGAAAGACUGGUAA